Molecule: messenger RNA, 1743 nt
Organism: Brassica rapa (field mustard)
Lineage: Eukaryota; Viridiplantae; Streptophyta; Magnoliopsida; Brassicales; Brassicaceae
Source: RefSeq, a predicted model, not a curated record
AUGGAGUUGGAGUUGCCUAAUCGUUUAUACGGUGAGGGAUUGGAACCUCAGGUUAAGAAGAUUAAUAACAGCUGCCGACUAAAACUUCUCGAGUUGCUGAAAGAAAAACUGGAACCAGAAUUCGAUGAAGUUAUGAAAGAUCCCAAUUUUUCACAGAUUAUGGUUAUCCAGAAGAAUGAUCUGAAGUUUUCGGCGAGGUUGGUACACUCUUUCUUGUGUAAGGAGUUGAUGACAAGCAAGAGACAUGAGAAGUGGUUCACUUUCGCUAGGAGACCUCUGCGUUUUGGAUUGCAAGAGUAUCAUGCUGUCACUGGUCUGAAAGUGAAGCGAGAGAAUAACAGUGGGUUAGUGACAUGGAAAGAUGAUGAUGGUUUUUGGAGCAAGCAGAUAAAGACAAAUGGAAAAAUAAAUUUGCAGAUCAUAAAAAAGAAGCAUUUGGAAGAGAGCAAUACCUGGACUUGGGUUGAUAGGGUGAGACUGAUAUAUCUUUGCGUUAUUAUGGGUGUGGUGAUGGGGAAGGAUGAGAAGGUGAAUAUCCCGCAUCUGUACAUGAAGUUGGCGAUGGAUUUGGAGAAGCUUCGGAAUUACCCAUGGGGUCUGUAUUCGUUUGAUUUCCUUCUGAAGCAAAUUGAUAAAACAAGGCAUAAAUUAAAGCAGAAAAAGGGGUAUCUGAUGGAAGGAUUCUUGUUUGGUUUCCAAAUUUGGAUAAUGGAAGCUGUUCCUGCUUUAGGAGAGAUUUGUGGCACAAAAGGGAUUUUGCAUUCAUUCAUGGAAUCUCCUAUAAAUGGAGUGGUCCUUUUGGCAACUGAUUUUUUACAGAAGGAUGAGAAGAAAGACGAAAGAGUAGAUCGCAUUUUGGAUAUGAUCAAUAGUAAACAUGAUUGGAACAAUCAUGUUUGGGGAAUAAAAGAAGCUACGAACUCUGAAUUUGAGGAAUUUGGCGAAGAGAAAAGAGAGGAUCAAACAGCUGAUACUGAGAGAGGUGAAAAUAGUCAUGUUGCAGGGAAUGUUGAUGGCACAGCUGAUGUUUCGGGAAGAAACAAGAGAAAGCAUGCAGACCGAGGAGCAGAGUCAAGGAAGAAGAAUGUUUUGUGCCACCUAGCUGCUUCAUCAAAAGGAAAUAUUGACACAUAUAUGAAAAAUUUCUUGGAGGAUCUGGUACAAGCUUCUUUUACUACUUUUGGGGAGAAAUUAUGUCAGCAGUUCUCGGACAGAUUGGGGAAAAUUGAGGCUGAGGUUACACAGCUCAGGACAACUUUAGUGGUGACUGAAUUGGUGGGAAAGAGUGAUCAAGCAAGCGGUCCUAGCAUGACCAAAAUCAACAGUGGUCCUAGCACCAGCAAAAAAGGCACUGCUCCAUCAAAGAAAAAGGCUGUAAAAAACCAAGAGUUAAAGACUGCUGAUUCGUGUGUCAAUUUACCUCGUGCAAAAGUUACUCAAUCAUCAGCUAGUGAUCUUCGUAUGGGUACACAAGAGUUUUUGGAAAGUUGCAAGAAGAACCUUCCAUUAGACACAUUUGUGAAAGGUUUGAAUCCUUCUCAAGCUAAAGUCGAAGAUUCAUUGGAUUGGUUGGAACUUCCAAAAUCAUUGAAGAAGCCAACAGAUUCAUUGGAACUUCUAAAAUCAUUGAAGAAGCCAGCGGUCCGAUUAGAUGACCGAGAUAUAGAGCUAGACGGCGAAGAUUUCCCUGACCGCUGCUUGGUGUUUGUGCAUCCUACAGAUUUUAAGAAGAUGCAGGACUGA